Drosophila kikkawai is the source of this 3193-nucleotide messenger RNA. The record is from RefSeq and is a predicted model, not a curated record. NCBI's taxonomy places the organism in Eukaryota, Metazoa, Arthropoda, Insecta, Diptera, Drosophilidae.
CUCCGAUAUAUAUCGCAACCAGCUCUAGCCGACAGACGCGCGUCUUUUUUUAUCAGUGAUUUUUUUCCGGAUUAACCGCGUUUAAGCGCCCACAGCGAGCGAAAGAUUAUUAAAAACCCUCAUCAGAACUCGCUUUUCCUAUAUAUAUCGUCAUGGAUCGACGCCUGAGACGCCCGCGUCGCACGGAUGAAGUGGCAGGAGCCGCAGGAGCUCCCCUCUUGCAGUCCACACAGCCCAGCCAGCUGCCGGUGACCCGGCGGACUCUCACAGCAACCGCUACUGCUGCCACUGGACCCGCUACCCGGACACGUGCCUCGCCGUCGCGCAACAAGGCACCGCCUUCACCCGAUCUGGGUCCACGCACUCGACGCUCCAGCCGUCCCAGAUCAUCGGUGGGCCCUAUUACAGGUGCCCCUGUGCCCGCCAAGGCCUCUAUUAAGGUCCGCACACCCAUACGCGAGGUGCCAGAGGUGCCUUCACCCGUGCGUCAGUCCACCAACAGCAGUCUGCCAUUGACCCUGACCACCAACACAUCCAGCCGGGCGCCCAACAAGUCCUUCAACACAAGCUCCCUGAACAGUGGGAAUUACAUAAGCAGCAGCUCCACCACAACUACCACCACUACCUCGGAGCGCAUCGAGAUCCGAGCCGAGGGCGAUAGUGAGGUGGACACGGACUCCUUGCGCAAGCGCAUCACCGAGCGACUGCGGCGAUCGGUGUCGAAAACCAUCUCAAACUUGGCCGGAACGCCAGUGACUAACACGGAGGAUGGCGGCAGUCGCUACAGCCGCAGUGUGUCGAGAUCAGUGUACGAUGAUGAGAAAUCCUCCAAAAGGAGCUACUCCACAGGCGAAGAGGAUAUCGAGGAGGAGGAGCUGGAGGAAGAGGAGGAGUUCCGCAGCUUCAAUGCCACUAGAAAGUCGGCCACGCCAGCAGAAAUUUCCUGCCGCCAGUUGAAGGCACCGCAAGAAUUUGGCGGCUGGCUGGGUGCCUUCCUAUUGCUGCUCCUGGUGCCCACCGCUGUGUACUAUCUCACCUGGAGCUGUACGGCCCGGAAUGCCUGUCAGCUGAAGCAUCUCAAUCCCAGAAUUCUGCUGGAUGUGAAUUAUCUGACGCGUCAGGUGUUCCAGCCGCAUGUGGUGGCAGCCUUUGCCACGUACCAUGUGGUGGCCUUUGUGCUGGUGGCCCUGCUGCCCGGACGCCGAGUGCAUCUCACCCGGGAGACCUACAAGUUCAACUCGCUGGCAGUGGCAUCCACUUUCCUGAUUGCCGGCGGCAUUGCCGAGUAUCUCAAGUAUCCGGUUGUGGCUUUUGUGCUGCGUCACUAUCUACGCUUCUGCAUUUACGGACUGAUCGGGGCCUUUGUGGCCGCCGCCUGGAGCUAUUGGCUCGUGGACAACGCCAAGUACAAUGUCCUCCGUCAGACGCUGACCAAUGACUAUGGCAAGAGCGGUAGCUUUGUGGUGGACUUUGCGCUGGGCCGGCAGCUGAAUCCCAAGUGGCUGGGGCGUGUGGACUGGAAGCAGUUCUACUAUCGCCUGUCCCUGGUGAGUACGCUGCUGUAUGCCGCCUGCUAUGUCUACCAGACGCUGGUGUGGCCCCAGAAGCCGCAACUGGCCGAGCAGGAGGGCAACGUCUAUCUGCAUGUGGCCAGGUAUUACUGGAACAAUGUCAACUAUGAUGCGGGCACCCUGCUCUCGGCCAGCUGCCUGAUCCUGUACGUCCUGGACGCCAUCGUCUUUGAGCAUCACUUGAGCUCGUCCUUUGAGCUGCAACACGAGGGCUAUGGCUGCCUGCUGCUGCUGCGCUAUGCCGCCACCCCCUACUUGCUGUCGUCUGUGACCAAGUACUUCUACGAGCAGCGCGUGCCCAUCGCCUGCUGGUAUGCUCCGAUCGGUGUGGGGGCCCUCCUGUGCCUGGGAUUGCUGGUGAAGCGCUACAGCUGCGCCUACAAGUACAAAUACCGACUGAACGCGCAGAGUCCGAUCUUUGCCAACAUCGAGACGAUUCACACGUACCAGGGCAGCCGCCUGCUGUUGAGCGGCAUGUGGGGAUGGGUGCGACAGCCCAAUUAUCUGGGCGAUAUUCUGGCCCUGCUUGCCCUCGCCGCUCCCAUGGCCCUGCGCCCGGCCUGGCCUCCUGUACUGGGACUCGCCCUGAUUGUCCUCCUGCUGCUGCAUCGCACCACGCGUGCGAAUGCCAGGAAUCUGGCGCGUUAUCACUCGUCCUGGCAGCGCUACAGCACACAGGUGCGCAGCUACAUCCUGCCCAAGGUCUAUUGAAAAGGAUUACCUAGGUAUUGUGGCCAUUUACAUUUGGAUUUUUAGUUUGUUUAUAUCUUUUAUGUUUCGAAUUUGUAUAUAGAAAUACGUUUUCAUUUUCAGACCAUCAACAAUCAUUGAUCCCCAUUAAAUUAGUACAAAAUUUGAUUUUACCUUUGCCGACGAUCAUUUUUUUAUAAGAAAAACUAACUCUUCACUCUUGUAUAAGCUUAGUUAAGCUUAGUAAAAGUUUAAAUACCCCCAAACACACCAUCUAGCUGUACGAACCUAAGCGCUUAAGAUCUAGACACCUUACAAAUAUGAAUUACUUUAUUAAUCUUUAUGCCUACGCAUAUGGGAAUUACUUUGUACACACAACAAUUAUAUAUACACUAAAUAAAUCUAUAGUUUCUAUGCUUAAAAGAAACGCAAAGUCAAAAGAAUUAUUAUUUGGGUUUAUAAUUAUUUAUUUAUAUUAUAUAAAUCCAUAUUUAUGUAAUUUAAUUGAAUUUUUCACGUAUAAUUCAAAAAUGUCUGUGCUAAAUGAACAUUUUCCGCUUGUGUUAAGAAAAGUUAUUUAUAACAAAUUGAAACAUUAGUUGUUCCAUCAGUUUUUGAAUAUCUGCUCAUAGUUCAGGAUGGGUAUUCCAUGGCUUUUGCUGUUUUGCGCUCUUUUGCCCUCUUUUGCACAUGGUAAGAGCUGUACCCGUCCAUGGGCAUGCAAAUAAUCCGGCUCGAAGACUAGGAUAAUGUAUAUUCCAUCUCAUAUAACAAGUCUUAUUUGACACCUAUGUGACUUUAUAUGAUGUAAAUAUCCUGCUCUUUAAAUGAGUUUCAAUUACUAAAUAUACAAAUACAAGCCGCAAAACUAUUUUGUAUUUAAAUUUUAUAUAGUUGAAGCUUUGAUGUCGAAAUAAAUGCAAUCUAAUUGA